UUGAACAUCCUAGAAGGAACUAUGGCCCUGGCCUCCUACUCCUUGGCCCCCCUGAUGCCGCUUUCAAUGGGUCUCACCUUCCUGCUCAGCCCAGCCUCCCCCUUCCAGCCUGACCUGCCCCACAGUAGCAGCAGCAGGGAUAGACCUCCCUGCCCUCCUCUUCCUCCGUUUGUCUUAAGAGUUCAUAGUAGUAAUAGAGGGUGUUGACUGCACAUGGUCAGUCUCGUUGCUAUGGUGGAAGGCUGUCUUAACGUCUGAGUGGUUAAGGAUUGAGGAGGUGAUAUUUACUUACAUGCAGCCGGUUUCUCCUCUCGGCCCGCUGUUCCAUAGACACCCAUAAUGUCCUGAAACGCUGGCCCGAGGAGGGUCCCGGCUGUCUCCAUCUUUAUCCACACGGUCGGCCCCCCGCAGUGCCUGGUGUUUUGACUUCACAACCACAGUUGCGUAAAUGUCCCCAUAGCGUCUGGCUGAGGAGCCAUUUCAUCGUGGCCUCCUCCACUCACCUGCUCUUCCUUCACGCCCCAAGGCGCUGGCCUCUCUUUCCAGUGGCUCUUCCGGAUCCUGCAGCUUUUGGGUCAUGUGAGUUGCCUCAUGGCCCUAAAGUUCUCUCGGACUUGAGAGCUGUGAUUGUCUUUCUCUUUUUGUUCCAUCUCCAGAGAGACAGUGCUGCGAGGUCCCCGCCUCGUCCUCACCCCCGCUCCUGACCCCACAAGUAACUAAGCAAUUGUUUCUUAGGGUCUUGGCUGCCCUAUUUCCUAAAAUGUGCCUCCACUACUAUUAAUUGGUUUUUCCAUUUCCUUGUCAGCUACUCAGUGCACUUCUUGCACAGGCUUUUUUUUUUUUUUUUUUCUUUGAGACGGAGUCUUGCUUUAUCACCCAGGCUGGUGUGCAGUGGCGUGAUCUUGGCUCACUGCAACCUCCGCCUCCCGGGUUCAAGCAAUUCUCCUGCCUCAGCCUCCUGAGUAGCUGGGAUUACAGGCGCCUGCCACCUCGCCCAGCUAUUUUUGUAUAUUUAGCAGAGACAGAGUUUUACCAUGUUGGCCAGGCUGGUCUCAAACUCCCAACCUCAGGUGAUCUGCCUGCCUCGGCCUCCCAAAGUGCUGGGAUUACAGGCGUGAGCCACCAUACCCGGCCACGUUUGGUUUCACUUUAGCCUAGAAACCUGCUCGCGGCUGACUGGGGGGUGCUCUGUGGUCCCAUCUUCCUAACACAGCUCUGUCUUCUCUGUGGGGUGGCAGCUGCUGCGUUUGUUUGCCUGCUUUUGUGUGUCCAGGUCGACCCCACCUGGAUCCGAUCAUCCACAACCGCAGGUUGCUGGAACCUCCCAGUGCAGCCUGGCCUGGGGGCAGAGGCCGGGCCCAGCUGUCCCUCGGGGUUCACUGUGCUGACUCCCUGCUUCUGGGCCUGCCUUUCUCUUUCUUGGUUUUCUUUAUAAUUUUGUGGUUUGGAGAAGUCCUGCCUCCCGUCGUUUCCUGGGCCGGUCCCGGGAGGUAGCACGUUGAGGCCUUUCAUGUCUGAAAUGUCUGUCGCUUCCCUCCGCCGGAGGGGCAGCCUGGCCUCCGUGGUGUCACAGGUGCAGAGCCUGCCCUUGAACGUCCCUGCCGCUUUUGCGUGACUGAUCCUCUGUGUGCCGUCAGCUUUGCUUGAGGUUUUAGGGUCUUUGCUCCCUCCCAGCUGUACCUGGCUGUGCUGGGGGCCUUUUUAGGCUUUGGGCUUGUGUCCUUCAUCGUGGGGUCAUCCUCUCGUGCUCUUUGUUAACUUCCCCAUCAUCAUCCCUUUCUGUUGCUCCUGUUAAUCAGAUGUUGAUCCUCCCAGAUGAGGGCGUCUUUUUUUUUUUUUUGAGACAGUUUCACUCUUGUCGCCCAGGCUGGAGUGUAGUGGCGUGGUCUUGGCUCACUGCAACCUCUGUCUCCCAGGUUCAAGUGAUUUUCCUGUCUCAGCCUUCUGAGUAGCUGGGAUUACAGGUGCACACCACCACGCCCAGCUAAUUUUUUGUAUUUUUUUAGUAGAGAUGGGGUUUCACCAUGUUGGCCAGGCUGGUCUUGAACUCCUGACCUCGUGAUCCGCCUGCCUCGGCCUCCCAAAGUGCUGGGAUUACAGGCGUGAGCCACCGUGCGCAGCCCCUUGCUGGAUAUUUUCAUCCGUGUGGAAGGGGAUAAAGCGUGCCCCAUGGUCACACCACCCCCUCCCGUGGCCUGGCGUCCCCACCUUCGUCCUGACCUCUUCUGUCUCGUGGUCCCCAGGCUCCUGUGCUGCUGUGCCCCUCAGGGUCCUCCUGCCUCCCGAGCCUCCCUGCUCCACAUGGCCCCUGCCCAGCCCUCUCCAUCCCUCUUGAAGGACAGUGGACGCUGCUCCCUGCCUCUUCCUCAGAGUCCUGGGGUCACACCUCUACCUGCGCGGCUCUCGGGGGCCACCCCUCUCAGCCCCAUCCGGCUCCUGAGCAGCUUUGUCCCCAGAGGGCCCCGGGUCAUUCCUCUGACCAACCAGGCACGGCGCACCCUGCAUGCAAGCCUGGGCGGGUGCUGGGGACGGACGAGUGACGCAGCAGACACUGCCUCCCUGAAGGCAUGGCAAGGUGGGACGCUUGGCCGCCACCUGCAGGGGCCUCACCUGACCAGUCCCCAGCCUCAGGAGGCGGACCCCAGCAGCUGGAGCCCCAGCAGAGUUGGGGGGAUGGUGGCAUCUGUGUCCUGGGCUCCGGGGCCACCUCACUGUGAGGAGGAGGUGUGGGCGUUGUGGGAGGUCUCAUCUCGGGGCCAUGCUGAUCUGGGCUCUGAGAGCUGGUGUCCGCUGCUCCUCCCCUCCCAUUUCUCAACAGGAGGCCCCGAGUUCCUGAAGACGCCCCUGGGGGGCAGCUUCCUGGUGUACGAGUCCUUCCUCUACCGGCGGGAGAAGGCGGCCGGGGAGAAGGUGUAUUGGACCUGCCGGGACCAGGCCCGCAUGGGCUGCCGCAGCCGCGCCAUCACCCAGGGCCGGCGGGUCAUGGUCAUGCGCAGGCACUGCCACCCACCGGACCUGGGCGGCCUGGAGGCCCUGCGGCAGCGGGAGCACUUCCCCAACCUGGCGCAGUGGGACAGCCCAGAUCCUCUCCGGCCCCUGGAGUUCCUGAGGACUUCCCUGGGGGGCAGGUUCCUGGUGCACGAGUCCUUCCUCUACAGGAAGGAGAAGGCGGCUGGGGAGAAGGUGUACUGGAUGUGCCGGGACCAGGCUCGGCUGGGCUGCCGCAGCCGCGCCAUAACCCAGGGCCACCGCAUCAUGGUCAUGCGCAGCCACUGCCAUCAGCCUGACCUGGCAGGCCUGGAGGCCUUGAGGCAACGGGAGCGGCUCCCCACCACGGCCCAGCAGGAGGACCCAGAAAAGAUUCAAGUUCAGCUGUGCUUCAAGACGUGUUCUCCUGAAAGCCAGCAGAUUUAUGGGGACAUCAAAGACGUCAGACUGGAUGGCGAGUCCCAGUGAGGCGAUGUGGGCAGAGGAGCUCCGAGCCGCCCACCCAAGGUGGCUUCACAUCCACACAGGCACUUCCCAUCCACCUAGGUUUGGCUUAGCAGAAACUUCUUUUCAUUCUUCCAAAGCAUCGAUGGUCUUCGCGUCUCCUCAGGAGGUCUCCCAGGAGGAAUUCUUGGAUGGUGUCCUCAUGUCGGCGGAGAACAGUGCUCAGAGCUGGCGCUUGCAGACGCAGCUGUCGUGGGGCAGGGCGGUGGCGCCUUCCUGACCUUUGGAAGACAUGACAAAGCUGCCUGGACACGGACGCCCCUGCUGUACGGCCACAGCACCCCUGGGUUUGCAGAGCACGCAGCCUUCCUAGGGCUUUCCACCUGGCGAGGCCCCGCUCUGCUCAGCACGGUGCAAAGUGAAUGCUGCUGUCUUGGAGCCUGGGCACGUUUGGGGAAGUUCCUGCUUCAAACUGAGCUGCCCCGCAUAGGCCAGGUCAACCCACACCAAUCUCUUCUGGACAGGUGCUGGGUAGGCCUUCCUGGUCUCUGGCCGCCUGCUGCCAGGGUGUGGCCAUCCCCAGCAACCGGAGCUGGCCAAACCAGAGGCCUCGCUCCGCACUCCACACUUUCCUUUCUGUGCUCCUUCCAAGUUAAAUUAAACCCCCUCUCCACGAUUCCCACGGCAGGCGUCAUUCCCGAGAUGGGAGCCAGUCCAGGGGUCAGCAGGAGCCAGCGCUGGGCACACGUGCCCUGGCUGAGGCCAGCGGCAUCCUGGGUGGCCCAGGUCCAUCCUGGGCAGCAAAGGCGUGUCCCCUUCUGUCAGACAGCUUCACAGAGUGUGGCUUCACCAGUCAGAGGGAGCAGUCCGGAGAGGCAAGAUGACCCCACCGGGACUGCAGAGCCUCCUCCUUACUAACAAGGACCUGUCCGCAGCCGCGAGGUCCUUCACUCCCACCCUGUAAUUGUGGGGGGAGUGCCAGCAACAGGCCUGUCCCCUGGCAAGUUGGCCACGGAACCCACCAUGCACUGCAAGGCUGUGACAGCCUGGGCACCCCUGCUUCUCCUCUGCUUGUACGGUUCCCCCAAUAAAUCCUAUUUUCCAUCUCACCGUGUGGAGCUGGUACUUGUUCACAUCCCUCUUGCAGCAACAGUUGGCCGCCGUGAAACCACACUCCGUCACAUCUCCAUGCCAGUGCCCAGGGGGAGACCCCUCCCCAUGCCUGGGCUGUUACAGUCACCUGGCCCAGACGUAACCUGGACCAAGAGUGGACGGAGACACCUGGGGUUGGGGCCUCUGGAAGGGCUGCUGGGGGGCCAGCUGCAGCCUGUGGCCUCUCCCAGGCCCGGAUAUGGCAGGACAUUUGCGUCGUGUUGCUGGAAGAGGCAGGAUGCUCUGUUCUCGCCAUUAGCCUGCGUUACGCCUAGACUCAUCUGCAUAAGCCUGGGCAAGUGGCACCCCUGGGCCAAGGGCAGACUUGCCCACCCGUCCAUCCUUUGCCUAUGGCAGAGGACACACAACACAGUGGCUGCGCUUUGGGCACUGUUCUCGGCCCUGAAGCAUCCUGCCCCGAGGCUGACCUAACUGCCCCCAGCUGGACUCAUGGCCAAGGCUACAGACCCAGUACUCCAAUCCCGACUCCCACUGUGUGGUCCAAAUGUGUACGCCCACAGGAGGCAGCCAUGCCCGAGGAAGGUACUUGCUGAAAGAUGGUCCAGUUCAUGCCGCCACCAGCUGGACCUCUGAUCAGGCCCCCUGCAGAAGGGGAAGCUCUCCACAUGCCCAAGAUACGAGAGAAACGCCCGGGUCACAGCAGCCUGAGUCACUGCAGCCUCUGCUACCUGCCAAGCCUGCGCCCUCCACCUGUGGGCUCCUUGCCUCUGUGAUGGGGCCUCCACGGCCAGCAUCUUCCCGCCAUGGUCACAUGAUGCCAUGCCCUGCUCUGGGCACCCCUAAGCGGGUAUGAGGCGAAUCAGAGGAAGAAUAUCGGCUUCUCUUCCCUUUUGGAUAUUUGCGUCAUUGACCGGGACUGGCCCACUCUUCCUCUGCCUCACGCCUGCUUUGACCUUAGAAGACAGACGGCAGCUCGCGUUGCUGGGCUGAGAUUCUCCAAUGGACGUGAAUUUAGAUGAUGCUGUUGCCUUGGGUGGCUUCAUGGCCACCAACCCGCACCCUGGUGGCCACUCAGCCAUGACAAGGGCCUGACAGCCACUAAGUGAGCUUCAGAGCCUUCCCCUUGCAAAGUUCCAGGGCCACCAGAUGUCGCCUGCCCAGUCACUGUCACAGAGUUAAAGCGUGCGGGUGAACGCUGGCCGCGGAGCGUGCAGCCCGGCAGCAGCUCAGCGGGGCAGCUCCUGCUUCCAGCCCUGCCUCUGCUGGUGCUUCGCCCACAAACCCUGCUGUAUGACAUUUGCACCACAUGGUGUGUGUCCGUGCCCUUUGACAUGACAGUGCCAACAACAUCUCAUGAAAUUUAAAAUAAAUCCCCAAGGCAUCAGAAACGUA
This is a messenger RNA of Homo sapiens (human), 5937 nucleotides long. RefSeq names its product FLYWCH-type zinc finger 1 (gene FLYWCH1). NCBI's taxonomy places the organism in Eukaryota, Metazoa, Chordata, Mammalia, Primates, Hominidae. The coding region runs from base 2170 to 3456 and encodes 428 amino acids. The transcript is spliced from 5 exons. Gene Ontology annotation, cellular component: chromosome, centromeric region; nucleus. The record is from RefSeq and is a predicted model, not a curated record.